Molecule: messenger RNA, 2513 nt
Organism: Micropterus dolomieu (smallmouth bass)
Lineage: Eukaryota; Metazoa; Chordata; Actinopteri; Centrarchiformes; Centrarchidae
Product: B2 bradykinin receptor-like
Exons: 3
Coding region: 252-1280 (342 amino acids)
Biological process (GO): G protein-coupled receptor signaling pathway; smooth muscle contraction; immune response
Cellular component (GO): membrane
Molecular function (GO): bradykinin receptor activity
Source: RefSeq, a predicted model, not a curated record
CAAGUCGUUACCAUGGCGACCUGUCAGUCAGGCUGGAGUGACUUGUACCCACGGUAGUGUGUAAAUUUAACCAACACUGUUGAAAAAGCUUAUUAGGAGUUGACUGUUCACUUUCUCUGUUCGUGGCUAGGUAUCUCUCUCACACUCUUCUGUGAGACAGGAGAAAAGAAGUAUCUGUCCAUGCCUGUCAUCUCAUACAGAAACCCUUUGAAACUUUCACAGUAAUCUACAGUACAGCAGGUGGGUUACUUAUGGAGAGUGCCGCAAGAGAUGAGCUUGUUUGCAACCACACAGACGCCUGGGAUUGGGUUUACACCAUGCAGCCGGCCUAUAUGUCCAUCAUCUGUCUUCUUGGAGUGAUCGGCAACGCCUUUGUGCUGGUUGUGUUCUGUCUCCAGAAGCGGCGCAGCUCUGUGGCUGACAUCUACCUGAGCAACCUAGCAGCAGCUGAUCUCCUCAUGGUUUCCUGCCUGCCGUUCUGGGUAGCAACCAUUAUCAACAAGUUCCACUGGAGGUUUGGGGAGCCCAUGUGCCAGCUUAUCAACAUUGUCAUUGGGAUGAAUUAUUAUUGCAGUGUGCUGUUCCUUACACUUGUGAGCGUGGAUAGAUAUGUGGCCCUCACUAGACCUCUAACCCAGGAGAGGGAGAGACGGUCCUUUUGGGCACGUGGGAUUUGCUUCAGUAUCUGGAUUGCUGGGGUCUUGCUCAGCUUCCCGGCCAUCCUCUUCCGCUCUGUCCAGUUCUACCCCCCUCUGGGCAUUGAUGCAUGCUACUUAGUGUAUCCCCAUGAAGGCUGGAGACUGCGCUUCAACAUGACUGUCAGCAUAGUAGGCUUCCUUAUCCCUGUUCCUAUUGUAUCCUUCUGUAGUUACCAUAUCACUAAAGUCCUUCGGACCAGCCAGAACAUGAGAAAAGGCAGCAGAGGCAGUGUGGAAAGGAAGGCGGCAUGCCUUGUACUCAUUGUUCUGGCUGUAUUCAUUCUCUGCUGGCUGCCCUACCAGAUCCUGAUCUUGUUGGACACCUUGGAUUAUUAUGAAGUCAUCUCUGGAUGUACAUGGGCAUACGUGUUGGACAUUGGCAACCAGUUAGCUACUUACCUUGGCUAUAGUAACAGCGCAUUGAAUCCUUUCCUGUAUGUGAUUGUGGGGAAGCACUUCAAGCAGAGGGCGAGGGAAGUGUUUAGACAUUUGCUGUGCAGGAGGAAAUGGCAAUGGGGAAAGUCUGGUCAUUCCAAUGUUAAUCUCAACUCAACUAAACAAACAGAGAGUACUCAAAUCUAAAUCUAUCUACACAAAAAAGUUUGACGUAAAAAAGUUGUAAGAUUUGUCAAAUACAUUCAAUUAUUGUCUUUUAUAUAGACAGCCCAUUAUCCAGUCACUUAUUUACUUAUUGCCAUAUAAAGGAAUCAUUUAACAUUUUGGGAAAUAUGCUUAUUCACUUUCUUGCCAAGAGUUAGAUGAGAAGAUUGAUACCACUCUUAUAUCUAUAGAUUAAAAUAUGAAACUAUAGCCAGUAGCCAGUUAGCUUAACUUAGCAUAAAGACCGGAAAGAUGGGGAAACAGAUUAAGGCUAGUUUAAUUUGCCUAACAACACCUCUAAAGCUUGAUACAUUGUAUGGUGUAUGAUGUAUACAAAAUCACCAGAAUACUCUGGCUCAUAAUUCCCAUUGAAAACAUAACAUGUUGAUUUUACACUUUGUUUUUGUACCAAUUAAACAAAUAAGAUAUGAUGUUUGAUUUGUGAGCCACACCAGCUGUCUCCCCGUUUCUAAUCUAAGCUAAGAUAACCAGCUUCAUAUUUACUGUAUAAACUUAAGAGAGGAAUCAAUUUUUUCAUUUAACUCUUGGCAUGAAGGCGAAAAAUAAGUAAGAUACCUUCUUUAUAUGGCUUUAUUUGGAUUUUUGGGCAGAUAUUUAAGAGAAGAAGUCCCUUUUAGUCAGGUGUAAAAUACAUUAUAAAUGCAAGAUUUUGAAAGUUAAAAGUCAACCAUUUUAUGUGAAAUUUUGCAGCUCCAUGGUUUUGUGAACUAACUUUGUCUAAUGUUUACUAUUAUACUGUGUCGUGUUUGUCGAUCUGGAAUGUGAUGCCAUAUUUUACUAUUAUAAACAGUACUUUCCUGUCAGAGCUGUUCAACUUGUGUUUCACGCUAAACGAAGCCGAGGUUGGUUGUCUUAACAAAGCUUAAGAAAUUUGGAACCAUUUCUCAUGGAUGUUCUGAGGCUGUAAUUUCUGUUUUUAUAGCAACCAUCAGGAAACUGAAUUGGUUUUCUAAGAUGUUCUUGAAUGACUUCCCAUGUUGAAACUGGAUCUAACUCGAAUAGAUGUAACACAUGGAAAGAAAACACUUGAGUUGAUGAAUCCAUUGUUUUUGUGUACUAACCUGUCACUUUAUUACUGUAUGUAUAUAUUACAAUAUAACAUUUACUUCUGCACUAUCAAUAUACUGUAACUACAAAUGGAAUAAAACAAAUAUCAAACACAAAGCAUUUGUAUUCCAGAGAAAAGGUGUCUGC